Molecule: messenger RNA, 4989 nt
Organism: Gymnodraco acuticeps
Lineage: Eukaryota; Metazoa; Chordata; Actinopteri; Perciformes; Bathydraconidae
Gene: mcoln2
Product: mucolipin 2
Exons: 15
Coding region: 99-1745 (548 amino acids)
Cellular component (GO): membrane
Molecular function (GO): NAADP-sensitive calcium-release channel activity
Source: RefSeq, a predicted model, not a curated record
CUAUCUGUAGAGCCUCCUCUCUGCUGUAACUGUUUGUCCGUCAGCCUUUUGACAACUAAAAACUCGCUUUUCUGCUGUGUCCACGUGGAUCAUCUAUCAUGGAAUUAUUAGUUCGGUAUCUGGACCGCAGCAAUUCAAUUUGCUCUGUCUCAACCCAAGACAUUAUCAAAGAGGAUACCCUGAGAGAUGACCUGAAGUAUUACUUUAUGAGCCCCUGUGAGAAGUACCGGGCCAGAGGACAGAAACCCUGGAAACUUGUGGUGCAGAUUCUGAAAAUCGUCAUGAUCACCACACAACUCAUCCUGUUCGGCCUCAACAACCAGCUGGUGGUGUCCUAUAAGGAGGAGAACAUGAUGGCCCUCAAAAACCUCUUCCUGAAGGACUACAGUGGGGUGGAUGAGGACGACUACAGUGUUGCUGUUUACAACCAACAACAAGUCUACGACAGCCUGUUUUUUGUCCUGGAUCAGUACAGCCAGUUGGGCCGGCUCUCGGUGGGUCCCAUCAGUUACGCUGAGGAUGAAGAAGGUAAGCUGCUUCCUCUCAUCCUGUGUAAAGAAUACUACAAGAGGGGCACCUUGGAUCCCUCCGAUGAAGCCUUCGAUAUAGACUCCGAGCUGGAGACAGUUUGUAUGUCACAUGAUCCAAAAACUGCAAACCAAUGGAAAACCCAGAAUUCCUCCUUUUUUGAUCUGGACUUUUACAGGCUUGUUGACAUCAGAGCAACCUUCCAGCUGAAAGGAAUCAACCUGCAGACUGUGCGAUCACGGGAGUUACCUGACUGCUACUCCUUCUACGUUACGAUAACAUUUGACAACCAGUGUCACAGUGGAAAGGUGAAAAUAUUCCUGGACAUCGACGUUCAGAGCUGUGCGUGCAGAGACUGGAAGAUAUCUGGCACGGCUCAGAAGAACACACACUAUCUGCUGGUGUUUGACGCCUUCGUCAUUCUGGUUUGCCUCACAUCGGCGGUGCUGUGCACUCGCUCCAUCGUUCUGGCUGUCAGGUUACUGCAGAGAUUCUCCAGAGUCUUUCAUGAGAACUACAAUCAUAAAGUGUGUGAGAAUGACCAGAAGGAGUUUCUGAACGGCUGGUAUGUGCUGGUCAUCGUCAGCGACCUCUUGGCUAUAGUUGGAUCCAUACUGAAGAUGGAAAUACAAGCAAAGAGUCUUACCAGUUAUGAUGUGUGCAGUAUAUUUCUGGGAACGUCUACAUUAUUGGUGUGGGCCGGCGUGAUCAGGUACCUGGAAUACUUCCAGAAAUACAAUGUGUUAAUUCUGACCAUGACAGCAGCCUUCCCAAAGGUGCUGCGUUUCUGCUGCUGUGCCGGCAUGAUCUACCUGGGCUACACCUUCUGUGGGUGGAUCGUCCUGGGACCAUACCAUGAGAAGUUUGAGAGCCUGAGUCGUGUUGCAGAGUGUCUCUUCUCCCUGUUGAACGGCGACGACAUGUUCACCACCUUCGCCCAGCUGAAGGACAAGAACUCUCUGGUGUGGCUAUUCAGCCGAGCGUACCUCUACUCCUUCAUCUCCCUGUUCAUCUACAUGGUGCUGUCGCUCUUCAUCGCCCUCAUCACCGACUCCUACGAGACCAUCAAGAGCUUUCAAAAGAACGGGUUCCCAUUGACGGACCUGCAGAAGUUCCUCAGAGAGCAGAAAGAUGUUCCUGUUUCAGAGGAGAGCAGUCAGACAGACGUUCAUGUCCAAAAUUCAGCCUUCUGCUGCUGCCGAAGUAAGUCACUCUAAAGAAAUGUGGAGGCAUUACACAUAUGCAGGCAGCAGACUGGCGUUUCCUCCACGCUGGGGUUUGGCUCGGGCUGACGUGGUCUGAGAGCAAUGAAAUUAGUGGUGGGAGCUAUGCAGACACACCCAGUGAUGGGCUGAUUACAGAGAAACUGAGUCUGUGCACUGGGAAGAACCCCCCUCACCCCCCCCCCCUCUUCCCCCCUCACCCCCCCUCCCUCUCACCCCCUCUAGCCAUCCUUACUGUUUUGCCUCCCACAUAAACAGGCCACGGUCAACACUCAGUUGAGACUCAACCAAUCGAAGCAGAGUAGUUUUGUUAAAGAACUGUGGUUAGUUGAGAGCAAUUGGAUUAGACUGUGAUGCUUGAGUUGUCUUUAGAUUUGCAAUAUAGUAUUUUGUGAUGGCUCUGGUGUGCGUGUCUGUGUGGUUUUAAUUUGAAGAAAGAUGUGAAAGCGCAUUCGUCAUCACUUCUUAUUCUCCUUUUGUAAUCAGAGCACGUUUCUUAAAAGUAUUUCCUAACAUGUCUGGAUAUUUCUCCAUGUCCAUUUAGAAGCUGUGGCAUUAAAUGUACACGCAACGUGACGCUUGUUGAAUAGUCUUCGCUUCCUCUUUAACCUGUCUGUUGCUACAAAGAUUACAAGUGAAAAAGAUCAAACAGCACGUAAUCAGACUGCGGUGUCUUGGUUGGACUUUGGUUCUGCAUUUAUUUGAUUUUAUUCGUAAAAUGAAUGUUAGCUUUCAGGGAAACGCUUAACUGUAACAGACAAAAGGCUAUCAUUCUUCUUUUACAUCUCUUCUCCAUUAUUCUCUAUUUCUUAACUUAUGGUAAAAAUACAUUUACAAAAAAGCUACUGUAAUGAUUUGUACAGCAUCCUGAUUGUUAAGCUACUAUUUUUUUCUGCAAAUCAGAGCCACAAAUGUUUGAAAAAUAUGUUAAAUGAUGUAAUGAGUGGAAAAUAACUGAAAAAUAUUUUUUUCACUUUUUCUUUGCCUUUUCUUAGUCUGUUAUGUCACUUUCAGUGCUCUUCCAUCAUUAUUGUUUUGUUAGACAAUGCAAUCUAUCCUGCAUGCUUUCCGGCAGUGUUUAGGAAGUUAAGUCUAAGUUACAAGGCCAUUACAAUUGUGCAAGUAAUGCAAGACGGACAAUUGAACAUGUAUCUUGUCUGUGGAGAUAAAGCAGCCAGUGGCCUUUUUAGAGGUCGCUGACUUAAAGGAACAUUAAGGGCUAAUCUUGUCAAGUUACACAGAUUCUGUAAGUGCAGUCAUUUGCAGCCUCUAAACUGACCAAAUGUCAUUAUUAUUUGCAUCUUUGUCUCUCAGUGCUUACCAAAAUUAGAUCAGCGUUCUCAGCUAACAUGUUAAUGUCUUACUGGAUGAAAUUUCAUCUACACGUACUUACUGUUAUCUUCAUCUACAACAAGUGAUCUUGUUAGGAAAGCAAGUUGAGGAGCAAGAGUCCCCCUUUAGUUGGAUUCAAAACUUUUUUUUAUUUGGGAUAUAUAUAAAGCAAGCUAAUCAGUGAAAUAAUAUAUUGAGGCUCAAGACUCUUGUGAAUGAAAUCUAAAGUUAUAUCCUUGUCGCUACCUGUCAUCAUAACAAACACUGAAAUGGCUAGUCAAAUCUGCACACAAAUAUUCUCCUGAUCUAUGUCCUGAAUGCAUCUGCUUCAGUUUAUCUCAUGUUGGCAUGUUACAGCAAAGAGUAGAUAUUAUGUGUGACUAAGGUAGUGCAAUGAUGUGCAUGGAAGUAUAGAGUAGCAAAGAGUCAGCUUCGCUUUCCAAGGGUAGGAUUAAACAUUUAUCUGUGAAAUACAUUCACAUCUGCAUCAGUUUGUGAUAUACUGAGUCUGAGACUUGGUCCGCUAACUAAGCAGUACAAUGUGCUGUUUAUGGCAGAUCAUAAAGAUGAAGGCAAAAACAUGUCUAAUCGUUUGCAGAUUUGAUAAAGAAGAGACAUGUUUACUGCCUUGAAAGCAAAAACACAAGAUAAUGUUUUGAACUUAAUGCUGAAAAGACUGUCGUUUUCAAGUGACAAGUGCGUGUUUUGGGGGAUUUAUUCUCAGAAUGGGUAAAAUCACCAAAGACCAUAAAGGUCAUUUGUACUUGUAGUUGCUCCUAUUGACCAAAACCGUAGAACUAUGAGGUUUUUCUAAGAAUUUACCCUUUUUAGUUAAGAAUAGAUCCUAAGUUAUUCACACAGCAUCUUAGACCUUGAGAGUUACGAUUAUGAAACACCUCCUGUCUUUUAAAGUCUCUCUUCCUACUUUUCUCUGUGUUGCUCUCAGGAUUAACCUUAACUGAGAUUAGUUAAGACUAGGUUGAGAGUAGUCCCAGUUUAUUUUUGAUUACGGCCCCAGAAAUCCAGACCUUAUCCUGCAUCUUUUUGUUGUGUCUCAGUGAGUCAGGGGCAAACCUGUAUAAAGGUGGAAGCCCAGAGAAUAAAGAGCAGUUGUUGUGCUGGUAUGAAUCAUAGGAGUAACCUGUGAUAAUCUGUAUCUGGGUUAUCACAACAACACCUUAAUAAUGUAGCAACAGUUAUUUUCACCAGUCUGAACAAGCAGAUGUGGGUCUGAAUUUAACUUCCUCCUGACGUUUAUUUGUGAUGUAACACUUAAAUAUUUCAUUUCAAUGUCCCAAUAGUGUAACUCUUAAAAAACCAAAACAACUCUUCUUAGAUAUUUGAUGAAAUGAAGCACUCGUAUUACCAAAAAUGACCACGUACUUUGGUGUUGAUUAGACAUUUGAAGUCUCAUUCUUCUUUUGGUAUGUUGUAUUUGCAGAGUUCCUGAAGGUGAUGAUGUCGUACUGAUCAGCUGACAGCUGUCCAACCUCCCGGAGGACACGGAUCACACAGGAGGAGGAUGCUGGGAACAGGACGUCUGAAACGGACUUCUACAUCAACAAUCCCAUUGCAAAAUCCUUGAAGAUUGUAGAGUUACUGAUUCUGUGAAGUGCAAUAUCAAACGCCUAACGAGUUCCAUCUCUUUAACAUGAAACUGGAGCUGGAGCUUCAGAGCUGGAACUUGUAACAAUAAGGUUUCAUAACAGUAUCUGUUGAAGUUCAGGAUGCUGUUGAGAAGUUUACUGGACGUUUUGUAGGUCUGUUCAUGCAUUUAGUACUGGAUUCAGUGUUUUCUGAACCAAACUGUGGCUGCAACUCUGGAGCUAAGCAACGAGAUGCAUUGAUGUUUGUAAUUUAUUUGUCAUGUGUUGGAGUAAAGAUUGCAGUAAAGCUUCUCUUUUCA